Molecule: messenger RNA, 1881 nt
Organism: Rhinocladiella mackenziei CBS 650.93
Lineage: Eukaryota; Fungi; Ascomycota; Eurotiomycetes; Chaetothyriales; Herpotrichiellaceae
Exons: 2
Coding region: 1-1881 (626 amino acids)
Biological process (GO): cell division; DNA replication initiation; mitotic DNA replication checkpoint signaling
Cellular component (GO): nucleus
Molecular function (GO): DNA replication origin binding; ATP hydrolysis activity
Source: RefSeq, a predicted model, not a curated record
AUGGCUGCUGCAGUACUGGGAAAGCGGUCCCGAAGGAUUCUGGAUGAAGAGGGUAUGUUCAGUAUCUUCCCCGAACUCUUUGGAAUCUCAUUUGACCAAGGCUUCGCAGACAUCUCGACCUCUCGGCCCGUCUCGAAACGGCGAACGCGACGCACUACACCUCAGAUACACGAAGAUAUAGUCGAGCACGAUCGAUUGGAGAAGCCAUGUGCUCGUUCUGUCAGGAAUCGUAACGGACGAGCGAAUGGUACCGUUCAAGACAAGUCGGUAACAAACCAGACGAACACCACUCAGCCAAUUGAGGAUCAGUCACUUCAGGUUUCAGAUGAAAAUGUUCCACCCUUGACAGUUUCGACUCCGUCAACAGCCCGCUUCAAGGAUGCUCUUGCAGCAUUCAGUCCCAGCACACCGAAGCAUCGUGUACGGCUUGCGGGUCGAUUGCUCACUCCUCGGUCACCGUGUUCAUCCACACCAUCAAGAUCACAAAACGUCUACUCUCAAGCGAGGCAAUUGUUCACCCAAGCUAGCCACGGGAAGGUCAUUGGCCGGGAUGCCGAACGAAGCCAACUGACAAAAUUUAUUUCCUCCGCUAUUGAAAAUAGAGUUGGUGGCUGCACAUAUGUCAGUGGACCGCCAGGAACCGGAAAGAGUGCACUGGUUCAGGAGAUCAUACAGGAAUUUCAAGGCCAAUCGGUCAAGGUUGCCACGAUCAACUGUGUCGCUCUUAAAAGUUCCUCGGAAGUUCUGACGAAGGUGACCGAAGAAUUCUGUUCCGAUGGCGGCAAUCGCAAACCGACAAAGGCAAGCCUCACGAAACUGUUCACGACCAAGACGGCGGACUCGGAGAUGUACCUUGUCCUGCUUGACGAAAUCGAUACCCUGAUCGGAGGAAAUUGUGAGGUGUUGUACAGCAUCUUUGAAUGGGCGAUGCAUCCAUCAUCGUCUCUCGUCUUGAUUGGAAUUGCCAACGCGCUUGAUUUCACGGAUCGCUUCUUGCCUCGAUUGAAGAUGAGGAAUGUGAAGCCGCAUUUGUUGCCCUUUCUUCCAUAUUCGGCCCAGCAAGUUUCAACAGUCAUUUCAGAGAAGCUUCGAUCACUGCUGCCAGCCGAGUCAACGGCUGGUUCGGAUUUUGUUCCUCUUAUGCAUCCCGCCGCGAUCCAAUUGAGUGGGAAGAAAAUUGCAGCGCAGACGGGUGAUCUGCGUAAAGCUUUCAGUCUCGUCCGACGUGCUCUUGACCAGAUUGAGCACGAAACCCUUUUGAAAAUGAGUCGAGAGCAGAGCAUGACUCCCGCUAAGCAACCAUUGACGGCAGUUCCGAACUCGGGAAUGAAUCGGGGUCCUCCUGUCAAGACAGAUCAUCACCGGUCCAUUCUCUGCCAGCUCACCGUGGAAACCGCACCCAGAGCCAGUAUCGGUCAUGUUGCCAAAAUUGCGGCGGGCAUCUUCAACAACGGUACACUCUCUCGCCUGGGUGGACUGAACCUCCAGCAAAAGGCUGUUCUGUGUUCUUUGGUUGCCUCUGAAAAUCGGCAGUACCAGCGAGAUCCUUACACAACGCCAUCGAAGUCUUGGUCGAAAAUACCUACGAUCAAAGAGCUUUUUGAAAAAUACGCCAUAUUGUGCAAACGGGAUGAGGGUUUAUUGCAGCCAUUGAAGAACACCGAAUUUCGAGAUGUUGUUGCCAGCCUUGAAACCUUGGGCCUGGUGCAGGAGACUUUGGGACGUAACUCGAGUGUGCUGACCCCGACACCGACCCCGUCGAGAACAGGAAGAGGAAUGGAUGAUAAACAGGUCGUGAGUGCUGUGACUGAGAAGGAGAUGAGAGAUAGUUUAAGUGGGCCAGGCUCGGAUUUGCUGCUCAGAUUACUGGACGACGAUUGA